Messenger RNA from Tarenaya hassleriana, 2471 nucleotides. RefSeq names its product receptor-like cytosolic serine/threonine-protein kinase RBK1. The transcript is spliced from 11 exons. Gene Ontology annotation, molecular function: protein kinase activity; ATP binding. Bases 296 to 2194 code for a protein of 632 amino acids. Gene Ontology annotation, biological process: protein phosphorylation. Lineage: Eukaryota; Viridiplantae; Streptophyta; Magnoliopsida; Brassicales; Cleomaceae. The record is from RefSeq and is a predicted model, not a curated record.
UCUCUCUCUCUCUCUCUCUCUCUCUCUCUCUCUCUCGCCGACACUCUCUUCUCACUUUUGUUCUCCUCUUUGUUACCUUUCUGAUCGGAUCAGUUUAAUUAUUGCAGCAAAAAGAAAUCUUUUUUUUUUCUCCAAGAAAAAACGAGAAGAAGGAAGCAAUUCCGUGAGGAAAUAGGGUUCUUGGUGCGAGAUUUAUAUUCAAAUGCAUUCACGGUGGCAGAGAUCACAAAGGUGAAAGCUUCUUCUGUUGAUCCAUUCACAAGAAGGAGAGAGAUUGGUCGGGGGCAAAUAAAAGAUGUCGGCGAUGAGAGGAACCGAUGCUGAUAAUGUUCAUCAGAAGCAGAGGAACAGUGUCUUCUUGGUCGGAAUUCGAAUGGACGAAAGUGGGAGAGAGCUUCUGGAUUGGGUACUCGAAAAUGUAGCACAAGCAGGAGAUCGUGUCGUUGCAGUUCAUGUUUGUUCAAGUUCUUAUCGUGCCUUGAAGAGCAAGGCAUCUCUGGAACAGUACUUGGAAGUUCACAGAGGAUUGUUUUCUACUAAGCAGGUUGAACUGAAAGGAGAAGUUUUCACUGGAAGCUCGGUCCAAAGGGUUUUGGAGAAAGAGGCAAAGAGCUUCAAAGCCACAGCAGUUAUAGGGGAUCAGGUUUCAACCGCUAAAUGCUGUGCGAAAAAGUUGCCUUUAACGACAGAUGUUCUGGCUGUCCACCGGGGAAAUAUCGUCUUUAGUCGGUGCAAUAAUCUCCAACUACCUCCAGUUCUGAAGAUGAUCUCUAGUCCAAGUUCUGAACUUUCUGGAAAAUCUUCAGACAAAGAGAGUGGAUUUGAAUCUGAUGAAUCGAGGGAUAAACCUGGUGAGGUUAAGGGAGAAAUCUUGAAGAUGGGUCAUGAAAGGAGGAUUAUUUCGGAUAGAUCAGUAUCUCUUUCGUCUGUUGAAGUUUUGGACCAGAGACCAGGUUGGCCAUUGUUGAGAAGAGCUGCUUCAGACAUUCCUCAAGCUCGCCAUGGGAGGAAACUGUCGGUGGUCCACUGGGUCAUGAGCUUGCCUGAACGGUUUCCUCAACAGCAGAAUUCUCCGAAUCCUGAAACGAGUUUGGUCGAGAAUCAACUAAAGGGCAUGCUCAGAGACAGCAGCCAAUGGUUCUGCUAUGAUGUUCUUAAGACAGCAACAUCUGAUUUCUCUUCAGAGAAUCUGAUUGGAAAAGGAGGGUGUAACAAAGUGUACAAAGGCGUUCUUCGAGAUGGCAGAGCAGUGGCGGUGAAAAUCUCGAAAUCAUCAUCGAAGGAAGCGAUGAAAAAUUUCGUUCAUGAAGUGGGUAUCAUCUCUUCUCUGGAUCACCAACACAUUGCCCCUUUGCUCGGAGUAUGCAUCCAAGAAAACGAUCUAAUCUCCGUUUACAAUUUCUCGUCUAAAGGAAAUCUGGAAGAGAAUUUGCACGGUAAGCAAAAGGGAAGACAUGUGUUGUCAUGGGAAGAGAGAUUCAGGAUCGCAACCGGGCUAGCGGAGGCAUUAGAUUAUCUCCACAACCGAUGUUCUAAACCUGUGAUUCACAGAGAUGUCAAGUCUUCGAACGUUCUUCUGUCAGAUGAAUUUGAACCUCAGUUAUCAGAUUUCGGGUUUUCGAUAUGGGCGCCAACUUCUUCUCGGUUUCUGAUACAAGGAGACGUGCUGGGAACGUUCGGGUACCUGGCACCCGAGUACUUUAUGUACGGGAAAGUGAGUGACAAGGUCGAUGUUUAUGCCUUUGGAGUAGUUCUGCUUGAACUCAUAUCAGGAAGAACACCCAUCUCAUCUCAAACUCCGACAGGACAGGAGAAGAGUCUGGUCAUGUGGGCGAAACCGGUGAUAGACAAAGGGGAUGCAAAAGGGCUGUUGGAUCGAGAUUUGUCUGAGAAAUUCGACGAGAAUCAGUUUCAGAGGAUGGUUCUUGCUGCUACACUUUGCCUCUCGAGAUCAGCCACUGUUCGUCCCAAUAUCAGAGAGAUACUGAGGCUGUUAAGAGGGGAACAAGAAAAGGAGAGAGAGAAGGAAGAUUCAGAGGAAGAUCAAGAAGAUUGCUUCGACGAUGAAGUUUACCCUAAUUCAAGCGCGGAGCUGCACUUGAGCCUGGCGAUGCUUGACGUAGAAGAUAACUCUGUUCCUUCUUCUUCUUCUUCAUCUUCUUCAGGAGAGAUUCGUUCUUCAAGCUUUGAUUAGGGUUUGUUUUGGAGUUUGGUGGAUAAACGUAGAUAGCUCUGUCAGCUUGUGGGGGAAAAGUUUUCAUCUUCCUCCAUUUCUUGUAAUAAUAAUAAUAUGUAUGUAUGUAUGUAUGUAUGUAUGUAUGUAUGUAUGUAUGUAUGUAUGUAUGUAUGUAUGUAUGUAGACAAGGCUCAAAUAGAAUAGAUGGUGAUUGUGGUAGUAUUUGGCACUGAUUAUGUAUGUAGACAGGUGCCGAAUAAGUUUUUAUUGAAAAUACUAUAUGUAUGAAAAGUUA